This is a messenger RNA of Aedes aegypti (yellow fever mosquito), 1114 nucleotides long. RefSeq names its product protein lethal(2)essential for life. Gene Ontology annotation, biological process: protein refolding; response to heat. The record is from RefSeq and is a predicted model, not a curated record. Gene Ontology annotation, molecular function: protein folding chaperone. Lineage: Eukaryota; Metazoa; Arthropoda; Insecta; Diptera; Culicidae. The coding region runs from base 202 to 798 and encodes 198 amino acids. The transcript has a single exon.
CAUGCGUAUACGUAAACACCAGCUGUUGUUACUAAUAUAUAAAAGGCGAGUGCGUUCAUGCGUACAGUAACAGUUAAUCAAAAGCAGACGGACGACAAAAGUGAAAUACGUAUCGAAAAUCAAGAGUUAAAGUGAAAACUUAACACUCCAAAUAGUGAAUAAGUUCUAUUAAGUGAUCAAGUGGUCAGUGUACAGAAGAACAUGUCGCUUAUUCCGAUCGUGUUUCGCGAUUGGUGGGACGACUGCUGGGACACUCCACUGCGUUCAUCUCAAUUGUUAGACCAGCACUUUGGCAGUGGAAUCAGCGGAGAUGAUUUGCUAACGGCGAUCACCUCGGCGAGUGCAGCUAGAUCCGCCUUGCAGAAUCAGAGACGCUCCCGCUAUAACAGACCGUGGCGCAAUGCAAGUCUUGCUGCCCGUCAAGAUUCUGGAUCAACGGUCAAUGUUACCGACGACAAAUUUCAAAUCAAUCUAGACGUUCAACAGUUCGCACCGGAAGAGAUCUCUGUCAAGGCUACAGACAACAGCGUUAUCGUCGAAGGCAAGCACGAGGAGAAGCAGGAUGAACACGGAUACAUUUCAAGACACUUUGUUCGCCGCUACAUGCUUCCAGCAGGACACGAUGCCAACCAAAUUGUUUCUUCCCUUUCGUCGGAUGGUAUUUUGACGGUCACUGCUCUGAAGAAGGCUUUGCCUGCACCAGAUGGACCAAAAGCGAUUCCAAUUGUCCAAACUGGCAAACCCGUUAAGAAGCUACCGGAAGGCGGUGAAAAGAUGGCAGUUGAAGAUUCAAAUUGAACAGAUUGAAGUCUCAUGGAAAUGAUUCUACCUCUUAGUUUUGCUACCAUUCAGAUGUUUAUCACUGGGGAAAACUAGGGUUAAGUGAAAACUUGUACCAAAACUAUCAUCGCAUCAUCAAUUAGUCAAGAAAUCGGUUUUCGUAGAUUUUGCUUGCAUUACGUAUAUUUUACUAUUACUAUUAAUAAUUUAAAUAUUAGACACAUAUAUACAUUAGAAAACAUAGAUAUAGGUUACUAUUGUAAGCAUUUUUUAAACUGAUAAUGAUUUUUUUUGUGUUCAUCGGGAUGAUUCAAUAAAGCUUUUCAAGUUGAAC